GCGAACCAAACACGGCGAGGAUAAAGCAAGAUGGCGUCUGACGGUGAAGACAGUUCAGUGUUCUUAAUCUGUGCCUCCAUGUACACAUAUAUGUCCUUUAUUACACUCUAGUAAAUAGAGUAAACAUCGUUAAUAACUGUUUGCAUCCGGUUAUAUUAGUCUGAGCGCACUUUGAUGCUUAUCCAGCUAGCUUAGCUUGCUAGUUAGCUUAGCUAGUUAGCUGCUAAAAAAGAGAGGCGGAAGUGAUCAAAACACAUCGCUAAGCAGAGAUCAAGUGUGAGUGUAAAGUGUUGUGAUUGUGUGAAAAUGUGCGAAAGAACCAUAGCAGAGUACGAGGAGGAACUUUGUCCAACAAAAGAGGAGAAGGAGCGACAACAUCAAAAACAUCAAGUUGUGUUACACAGAACAGACAUCCAUCAGCUGAUUGGACACCAAGAAGAAUGUCUCCCUCAUCUGCAGGGGGACAGUUUCACUUCAGAGUAUCCACAGCCCUCACAUCUUAAAGGGAACAAGGAGGAUCCGCAGCCAUCUUAUUUUAAAGAGGAAGAGGAGGGAGAGUGUCCUGUAGGGCAGGAGGAGGCUGAUCUCAGCAAGUUUCCACUGACUGUUGUCUCUGUGAAGACUGAAGAGCAUGAAGACAAACCACCUGAGUCCUCACAGCUUCAUCACAGUCCAAACAUCUGUGAAGAACAUCUUCACCCUGAGCAACAGAAGUGGAGCUUCAGGAUGCGGGCGGAGGAGCUACAGCCCCCACACAUAAAGAAGGAAGUGGAACACUCACUGAUCCCCCAAUUUAAAGAGAAAGAGGAGGACACAUUGACACCCCAUUUUAAAGAGGAAGAGGUGGAUCAACUGAUCCCUCACAUAAAGGAGGAAGAUGAGGACCCACUGAGCCCUCACAUUAAAGAGGAAGAGGAGGAACACAGCAUCAGUCAGCAGGGAGAGCAUCUUGUAGGACUGGAGGAGUUCGCAGUGAUUAGUGUGAUUGUGAAGAGUGAAGAUGAUGAGGUCAAAGGUGAGAGUGAGGAGAGGGGAGGGGGGGAGCCUCCAAGCAGCAGCUCAACUCAACACAUGACAACAGAAGCUGAUGGAGACCACUGUGGAGGAUCACAAGCAGACAAGCUCUUAGCUCCACUAUCAGAUAGUGAGGACACAACGUCACACUCUCCUGACACUGAUGAUGAAGACUCUAAAGAUAAUAAGACAUGUCACACUGACAACACACACUUCACAUGUUCUCUCUGUGACAAAACGUUUAAAUACCAUAGUGAUCUGAAAACACACAUGAGAAGACACACUAGAGACAAACCUUUUACCUGUUCAAUCUGUAGUAAAGCUUUUGCACAAAGUAACAAUUUGAAAGUGCACAUGAGAACACACACUGGUGAAAAACCUUUUUCAUGUUCAAUCUGUGGUAAAGGGUUUACAGAAAGUCAGAAUUUGAAAGUACACAUGAGAAUACACACUGGUGAAAAACCCUUUUCUUGUUCAAUCUGUGGUAAAGAUUUUACUCAAAGGCAGGAUUUGAAUGCACACAUGAGAAUACACACUGGUGAAAAACCUUUUUCCUGCUCAGAAUGUGCUAAAAGUUUUGUAAGAAGUCAACAUUUAAAUGCACACAUGAGAACACACACUGGAGAAAAACCUUUUUCAUGUUCUAUCUGCGGUAAAGAUUUUACUCGAAGGGACCAUUUCAAAACACACAUGAGUACACACACUGGAGAAAAGCCUUAUAAAUGUUCAGUAUGUUGUAAAAGUUUUAUACAAAGACAGCAUUUGAAAAGACACAUGAUAACACACACUGGAGAAAAACCUUUUCCAUGUUCAAUCUGCGGUAAAGAUUUUACUCAAAAGCACCAUUUCAAAGCACACAUGGGUACACACACUGGAGAAAACCCUUAAACAUGUCCAGUAAGUUGCAACAGUUUUAUACAAAGUCCGUAUUUUGAGAACACUUACAGGUGAGAAAGUGUUGAGUUGCAAUGUGUGUGGUGAAAGAUUCUCUUCUAAGUCCCAGUGUAAGAAACACAAGUGUGCUGGUGAGAACAGCAGCAGCAAAUGAAGAUGCAGGAUUUGAAAUAAACUGUCAAAACUUCUAACAACAUCAGCACAUAUAUUCUAACAUUUAUAGAUUACAUAUUUCAAAUGAUUGCUUUUUUUCAGGCAACUACAGGUGUUCCGUUUUCCCCACGGAAAGGGCAACCAAGUGUGCACAGAUUAUUACUCAAGAUUUCCAGUGUGUAUAUUUUUCAUUUAUUUAUUUUCCAAGCAGGAGAACAGCAGCAGUAGUUGUUAUUAUUUGGUGGCUGGUUCUUAGUUGGUUAGUUAGUUUUGGUCAAUCAGUUAGUUAGGUAAUAAAUCUGUAAGGAAGAAUUCAGUGCAUCAUUUUCGUACCAAAAUCAAUGCCCUUACUAAUAAAUAAUAAUAAUAAUACUAAUCAAUAUCUAUAAUAAAUAUCAACCAUUUAUAAACUCAUGUUGAUCAUAUACAAUACAAUUAUAAUAAAGGGAUAUCAUUCAUGAGCACGUUUCAUCUAUCAAACAUUCUAUUUACCAUUUACAAGCCUCUGUAAAGUGCAUUUUAGUAAAUGACUACAACUCCCAAAAUGCACCACGGCAAACCAGGAAGUAGCGAUACCUACGCUAAGACAGGUGCCGCGAUAAACAAACAUUUAUCUAAGCGCCCGGAGCUACAAGAGCGUUAUAGUGGAGUUUAAAAAGCAGCGGACACAACAUAAUACAGAUGAGCAUGGUGACAACAUAAAACAAAGCAAACGGGAACUUACCGAGACUGAAUGAACUGCGACGCCAUUUUUAACAGUCCUGACGCCGAUCAGCUGGGCCUCUCUUAAAGAGACACUUCGGUUUUAGACUGCUGAUCCUCAACUCAGUUUUAUUUAAACUUAGCAUCCGAUCUAAAACACAUAAACAAACCCACAAACAAAACAUGUUUUAAUAUACAACAUUGUGUACUUUUAUUUAACAAUGAACACAACACUUCGACUGUAAAUGUAAGGCAGUAGCCUGUUAAUGUAUAAGACAGUACCUCUUUAUGAGCACUGGAUGUCGCUAUUCUGUUGAUUUUUACCUGUGGGUUCAGCACACCUCACCUUUUUGUCCCUCAGUGGACACCAUAGUCUAGGCGCCAUCUUUGACAAUGUUUUUUUUUUCCACUGAAAAGGGGAGACUUGUUUUAUGACUGUCUGAACACUUUAUAAGAUAUUAGAGUUAAAAAUGCCCAUCCAGCGAAUUUGUUGCAAUACAGUGUUAGCUAAGGUGUUUACUUACAUUUUGAUGUGUUUUGAAGAAAUGUGCAAUUCCGUUUUUGUACUUAAAUGUUUGAUGUAAGUUGGCCAGUGUGAUUAACAAUUAGUAGAGUCUGAAUUGAAUGGGGUUGUGAAGGAUGGCUUUUUUACAUGUCUAUUCUGGUCACUGUGUUUGAACUACUGAUUUGUGAUUUAUUGUUAUUUAGCAUUUGGGCAUAUUGAAUAUGAGAAAGAUUUAUAUAUUUUUGUUGACAUAUGUUAAUGUGUUCUUUUGCAUUGAGACACAUUUGUAAAGGAGAAUGUUUUUCUUUUCCACUGAAAAGCUUAAUGACCAGAGCCAGAGAGGACCACUACUGUGAGCAAAUAAAUGCCACAAGGUCUCAUCCACAAUCCAGAACCACUGUGUCCAGUGUCCAAUCUCUCCGCACAACAACCCACCUUAUAAACACUAAAAACACAACGCACAGUCCAAGGGUGUGUCGAGAGGCAGUGACAUUGUGGGUUACAUAAAGAUGAGAAUAAACAGGACAAAACAUGUUACAAAUACUUUUUUGUGUCUUUAGAGAUAUUCAGAAAUAAUUUGUAAUAAUAAUGAUGUUAUAGAUGAACUCCUUUACAUGAUGUACAUAUUUGUUUUACAUGUGUUCAUACCUUUGCUUUUGAGUACACAUAAAUCCCUCUUAGUUCAUAUUUACUGGUUCACAUCUGAAACAUCUUCUGGACCACUUCUGGAAGCAUAUUAUUAUUUACUUUAUACAUCAUUUCAGCAGUUGUCUUUUAUACAAGAUCAUUUACUUUUAAAGUGU
This is a messenger RNA of Nerophis ophidion (straightnose pipefish), 4071 nucleotides long. RefSeq names its product oocyte zinc finger protein XlCOF22-like. Gene Ontology annotation, molecular function: RNA polymerase II cis-regulatory region sequence-specific DNA binding; DNA-binding transcription factor activity. The transcript is spliced from 3 exons. The record is from RefSeq and is a predicted model, not a curated record. Gene Ontology annotation, biological process: regulation of transcription by RNA polymerase II. The coding region runs from base 307 to 1902 and encodes 531 amino acids. Lineage: Eukaryota; Metazoa; Chordata; Actinopteri; Syngnathiformes; Syngnathidae.